AUGGGGUUUGUGCCGCUCACACCGCCGGCACGGGGGCUGUUCCGGACCGGGACCGGAAGUGGGUCAGCGGCGCGGUGGAGGGGCAGGUGCCAGAGCGCCCGGAGCCCCCGGAGCCCCCCGGUGACGCCGCCACAGGGACCCCCGCAGAGACCGCAGCCCCACGCCCCUCCAUGCGCCCCCGGGCGCGCUCCUGACCGCCGCCCGUCACCAUGCGAGCACAGCUGCAGCCCAAAUCGAAGUGAUCCGUGCAAGAUCUGCGGUGACAAGUCCUCGGGCAUCCACUACGGCGUUAUCACCUGCGAGGGCUGUAAGGGAUUUUUUCGGAGGAGCCAGCAGAACAACGCCAGCUACUCCUGCUCCCGGCAGAGGAAUUGCCUGAUCGACCGCACCAACCACCGCUGCCAGCACUGCCGCCUGCAGAAAUGCCUGGCGCUGGGCAUGUCCGGGAUGGUGACCGUGAAGUUUGGCCGCAUGUCAAAGAAGCAGCGGGACAGCCUCUAUGCUGAGGUGCAGAAGCACCAGCAGAGCCAGGAGCAGAGCAGUGGCACCAAGGAUGAGCCCGAGCCCCUGAGCCGUGUCUACACCACCAGUGUCAGCAGCGGGGUCUCAGACCUGGAUGACAUCUCCACGCUGUCAGACGGGCUCCUCUUCGACUUCCCCCUCACCCCUGAUGGCAGCAGCACCUACUACAACCUCGACCUGCUCACCUCAGCACAGCCCUCACCCGACCAGUCCAGCCUGGACGUGGCUGAGGCCACGCUCAUCAAACAGGAGUCCCUCUAUGAGCUGAUGCUGGAGCCAGCCCUGUUUGCUCACGGGGCCCUGGAGGGGGGGCAGCUGCCUGCAGACAUCUCUGUCCUGGAGAUCGACCGGGUGGCCCAGAACGUGGUGAAGUCCCACCUGGAGACGUGCCAGUACACCACAGAGGAGCUCAAGCGCUUGGCCUGGAGCCUCUACACCCCCGAGGAGGUCCGAGCCUUUCCAGAGCCAGAGCUGUGAGGCCUGUGGCAGCAGUGCUCCCUGCAGAUCUCCAACGCCAUCCAGUACGUGGUGGAGUUUGCCAAGCGCAUCGAGGGCUUCAUGGAGCUCUGCAGAACGACCAAAUCAUCCCUCCUGAAAGCUGGUUGCCUGGAGGUUCUCCUGAUCCGCAUGAUCCGCGCCUUCAACCCCCUGAACAGCACCGCUCUUGAGGGGAAGUUUGGAGGUGUGCAGAUGUUCAAAUCACUCGGUUGUGACGACCUCAUCGGUGCCGUCUUUGAGCUGGGGAGGGCCCUGUGCCGCCUGCAGCUCUCAGAUGAGGAGAUUGCCCUCUUCACUGCUGCUGUUCUGCUCUCCCCAGAUCGCCCAUGGCUGACAGAGUCCAAGAAGGUGCAGAAGCUCCAGGACAAGAUCUACGUGGCCCUGCAGCACGAGAUCCAGAAGAAACACUCCGCUGAGGACAAGCUCUCAAAGAUGGUUUCCAAGCUGCCCUUGAUGAAGACCAUUUGCAACCUCCACCUGGACAAGCUGGAAUUUUUCCGUCUCCUUCACCCGGAGACCGCCAUGAACUUCCCACCUCUCUACAAGGAGGUUUUCAACUCGGAGCUGCAGUACAGUGACCCCCGGGAGAGCUAAGGCUGGGAGCUGCUGCCUCCCUGCCAGUCCCCCAACCAUCUGGAAACGAACCGAACUUCCGAGGUUUGGGGCAGUUUAUUUAAAUCAAAUAAUCAAACGCAAGAGAAGCUGGGGGGGCUGGGGAACCUGCCCGGCCCCUUCUCCUCGCUCUGGAUUGCAAUAGCUCUUGAAUGUAAAGCACCUUGAAGGAAAAAAGCAAACGGACUUUGCCAUACCGGUGAAAUGAAUGUGAAACCUCCGCUGGGGAGAGGAGGAGCCCCCGGCAGCCCGCAGGGACCGAGCCCUCCCCGCAGCGCAGGGACCGCACCCCACGCACACGCUGCACGGCCCUGCCCGCCCUCCCGCCUCCACUCGCCAGCUCUCGGGUUUAAUUAUUAUUAUUUUUUAA
This is a messenger RNA of Calypte anna (Anna's hummingbird), 2002 nucleotides long. RefSeq names its product nuclear receptor ROR-beta. The record is from RefSeq and is a predicted model, not a curated record. Lineage: Eukaryota; Metazoa; Chordata; Aves; Apodiformes; Trochilidae. Gene Ontology annotation, biological process: regulation of transcription by RNA polymerase II. Gene Ontology annotation, cellular component: nucleus. Gene Ontology annotation, molecular function: RNA polymerase II cis-regulatory region sequence-specific DNA binding; zinc ion binding; nuclear receptor activity.